UCCGGUGUCAUGGCGGCCGGAGCGCGGCGGAGGCCGGCGCCGGGGCGGGCGGCGGUGGCGCGGCAGCGGCGGGGCAGCGGGAGCGGCGGGGGGGCGAUGUGAGGCGGGGCGGCGCCAUGUCGGGGUGCGUGUGGGGCGCGGCGCCGCUGCUGGAGGCGCUGGGCCGGCUGUGGGAGGUACAGGCGCCGCUGGGCAGCGGCUCCUCGGCCUCCGUCUACCGGGUGCGCUGCUGCGGGGACCCGCGGGCCCCCCCCGGUGCCGUCAAGGAGUUCGUGCCGCCCCCGCCGCGGCCCGGCCCGGCUCGCCGCCCCGGGGCCCGCCCGCCCGCCGCCGACUGCGCGGAGUACGGCUUCCGCAAGGAGCGCGCCGCGCUCGAGCACCUCCGCGGGCACCGCAACAUCGUGACACUGUAUGGCGUGUUCACCAACCACUACUCUGCAAAUGGCCCGUCUCGCUGUCUCCUGCUGGAGCUGCUGGACAUCAGCGUGUCUGAGCUGCUGCUGCACUCCAGCAACCAGGGCUGCUCCAUGUGGAUGAUCCAACACUGCGCCCGAGAUGUUCUCGAAGCCCUGGCUUUCCUGCACCACAAAGGCUACGUGCAUGCAGACCUCAAGCCACGCAACAUCCUGUGGAGUGCAGAGGAGGAGUGCUUUAAGCUCAUUGACUUUGGACUUAGCUUCAAAGAAGGGAAUCAGGAUGUGAAAUAUAUUCAGACAGACGGGUAUCGGGCUCCAGAGGCAGAACUGCAGAACUGCCUGGCACAGGCAGGGCUCCAGAGCGAGACGGAGUGUACCUCUGCUGUGGAUCUGUGGAGUCUGGGAAUUGUUUUACUGGAAAUGUUCUCAGGAAUGAAACUGAAACAUACAGUCCAAUCUCAGGAAUGGAAGACAAACAGUUCUGCCAUCAUUGAUCGCAUAUUUGCCAGUGAAGGGGUGGUUAAUUCAGCCAUUCCAGCUUAUCACCUCAGAGACCUUAUCAAAAGCAUGCUUCAUUGUGACCAAGGAAAGCGAGCCUCCGCUGAGAAGGCUUUAUGCAGCCCGUUCUUCAGCAUUCCCUUUGCUCCCCAUAUCGAAGAUUUGGUAAUGCUCCCCACGCCUGUGCUGAGGCUGCUAAAUGUUCUAAGUGACGCUUCUCUGCAGUGUGAAGAAGAAUAUGAAGAUAUCCUGGAAGACAUAAGGGAGGAGUGUCAGAAAUAUGGACCAGUGGUUUCCUUGCUUAUUCCAAAGGAGAAUCCUGGUAAAGGCCAAGUCUUUGUUGAAUAUGCAAAUGCUGGUGAUUCCAAAGCUGCCCAAAAAAUGCUGACUGGAAAGAUUUUUGAUGGCAAGUUUGUUGUGGCUACGUUUUACCCACUGAGUGCCUAUAAGAGAGGAUAUCUGUACCAAAACUUGCUGUAGGCAGUAGCAACAAUCAGGAGAGUUGUCUUGCUCCUCUUCCUCACGUGUUUUACAGUUGAAUGUACAAAAGAGCUUCCUAGCCCUGCUUCAGAGUCAUCUGUGAAGGAGAGAUGCAAAGGACUUUAACUGGGCUUUGAAACCUUUACUGCUGCUUUGUGAUGUGCAGAGGAGGCUGGGAUGGCUUUCAGCGUGUGCUUGUGUGUAUGUUGUGCUUGCUCGUUUACAUCGGGUGUGUGGCUUUGCCCCGGCGGGCGCUCGGGUGGCAGGAGUGGUGACUGUGGGAGCCUGGGAGGCCAAGCAGAUCUUGGCAAGCCCUUGUAAGUGGUUGAAGUGAGGCCAUUGAAAGUCUUGGCCUUAGCACUUGACUUUGCUCUGAGGAGAGGAUUUCUUUAAGAUUUCCUAUCCCUGUAACAUAUGUGCUCUUCUCCAGUGUGGGGGAGGAGGAGGAAGGCUUACCUGCUUUUUGUUGAUAUCUCUAAUAAAUAAACAAGCAGAAGCACCAUGCUUUCUAAACCAAACCAGGAGGACUUUUGAGUCUUCACAUCACACAGAGCAGAGGGAGGUGGUGAAAUCGGAUCUGCUGAGCCUACAGUGUUACCCUGUCGCUGCCUCAUGACCCGAGAGGAGCCAUCCGUCCGGCCUGGCCCACGUGGCAUGCUGGGCUUAGGCAGCGAGGUGUGGGUGACGCUGCGGUGAGCUGAACUUGCUUGUAUGCCUGGGGUGGGCAGGGGCUGCUGGUGGAUACGUGUGGUCAGAGCAGUGCAGCCUCAGUCCCAACAGACCUGUAAGCACUUUGUAGCCUGAGGUGAUAUAUGAAAACCCUGUUGUGUGGAGUCAUCUUUCUAGCUUAUACCCUGUGCUGGCACUGAUGCUCCCUAGCUCUGGUGCCAAAUCAUCUGUAAUACGUAAGCGUCCUUAGGUGGUAUUUUUGGAAAAGAGUGCUACAGCACACAGUAUUCUUUGUAUCUCAGCAGGACUCCUGCCCUGCAAGUCUUGUAAGAAAGAACAAAUAUUUGUCCGUCAAAGGUCCCACGCUUGGCUUUUCUGUGUUGUGCAUUUUGGUUUUGCAUUAACCCAUUAGACUUGUAGGUUAGAAGCACUGACACUUUUGGUCCUUCAUAGGUUACAUAAAGGGCCUGAGGCAAUCUGAGAUCCUGUAUGGAAAGGGCUCUGUCAGUAAUCAGACUUAACCGGUCAGGAGAAGGUCGUUCCGGGUUAUCAGGGACAACAGCCACAUGCUUUGGGGGGAAAAAAUCCCUGGGCGAGCAGCAUGGCUGCUCCCCCCAGAGCAUGCUCUCUGCUGCUGUGGCUUCAGUGCACAGGUGGGAGCUGCCGUCUGGGGCAGGCGGUGGCUUUUUCCCAGGGGGGUGCAAACCCGUGCACCCAGCGGACCCUCUCCCUGCAGAGGGGGCACUUUGCUCCUGGCAAGUGCAGUGUGAAACAGCCCUCCUUAGAGGGGGACCAGCAUAUCCUGGCUCAUGGCCCUGGUGCAGUUUUUGUGAGGAGGAGAGCCCUCGUGAAUUCUUUUCUCCAGCUGAAACACUUGCAGGCAGCUGCCUGAACCAUCUCUGAUCUUCCCUGGAAUAAUACCUGAAUUACCUUACAGUUUACUUUUUGCAUCUUGCUGAUGCUGGACUUGCUGGAAUCCCGCACUUCAAAGUUCCACUUGAAAUUUUUUUGCCCUGUGCACGUGUGUACGGUAUGUCAGGAGAUCCGAUGUCUGUAGCAUUUCAGGAGCUUGAGUUCCUCCCUGUGCUGGUGUGUAGUCCUGUCUGCUGUGGCCCUUCCCAAACUCUCCCAGAAAGGACCAAUCUCUCUGAAUUUUUCUCUUGCCUUUGAGGUGGUAGGUUUUCCAGGGAGGGGAGUGGGGAAAUCCCACAAUGAGUUUUAAGGUGUGAUCUGCCCAUCAGACUUUUUCUGGGAAUUAUGCUACUUUGGUGUACAUAGCUGUGAAGCAGCUUUGCAUAGAUGGAGUGAGUGAUUCAUUGCUUUUAAUGUAACUGUCCUUGCAGUGAAGCACCUUUAGUGUCUGGGAGGAAUUGGAUGAUUAACUGGGUGAAGGUUUCUCCUAUGUGAAGAGGAGUGUUAAAAGCACUCCAAGCAUUGGUAGGUGUUGACUGACCUCCUCAGUUCUGGGUUUUUGCUUUCCCUGGUGGGCUGAGCCAUGGGUGAAAGCAGUUUGGCCCAAAAUUCACGUGUUGGAUGCCAUCGUGUCAGCAGCGUUGAGCUGGCUGCGUGUGUGCCUGUCAGCUGGCAGAAGCAGACUGAGAGCUCCAGCCCCGCUGAGUGCCAGCCCAUGUGGGGACAUGGGGAGCUCCCCCGUGUGUGGGGCGUGAGGUCUGUCACCUACAGAGGUACCAGGGCAGGGAGAUGCUGGGCUGCAGGUGCAGAACUUCAGUGCAUUUAAGUUCUCACAUGUGUUUGUCUGGGGCUGUGAGCUGCUCUGUCAUCUUUCGAGCACAUCUUUUUCAGUCAGAACUAUGCUUUGAACUUGCAACUAAAGAUGAAGAGCCGUGCCAGGAUUAAUCUUUAGAGAGGAGCUACAACCUGUUCCUGCAACAUGGUAGAGCUGUUCUACCAGAUUUUGGCUAGGGUUUUGUUCAGCUGCUUUAAAGGAGCUAAAUAAAUCUUCAAGAUGCAAACUCCUGCUACCAGAUUUUCUCUCUGGAUGCUCAUUGUUCAGGCUUGAGCACUGAGCUGGGCAAAACCCCCAAAGCUGCUUUUUUUAAUUAUUCUUUUUAAUUUUCCUCCUGGCAAGAGUUGGAAGAUGCUGAUCUCUGCCCUGUCACUGUACUCUGCCCCUGGCAUCCCUCCGGAGGCUGUGGGGUACAAGGAGGUUUAGAAGCUCCUUGGAGCAGAAGCAUUUUAUCUUUAUUCCUCAUCCUCUACCUUCAAAGCCUUUUUCUGUCAAGCUGAAGCUCGCUCUAGUGUCUCGGUGAUCUGUUGGUGGCAUGGCAUAAGUUUCAGCCCUGCUAAAGCCUGUGAGUUUCUUAACUCUGUAGAUUGUAUCCGAAGUGUGUGUGGUGAUUCAAUCCAAGCUGUCUUGUCGUGGUGUGUGCCUGGGGGGCCUGGCUUUCCUCACCUCCAAUGUACUGCCGGCUGGAGUUGCAGAAGCAUUGAUGCUUUCUACUCAGAUGCUUGCUGGGUUUCUCAUUCUGUGCUGCUGACACAAUAUAGCCCUUGGGGUAGCACCCACGUAUGUCCUAGCUAGGCGACAGCUAAACGUAAAAACCCACAGGCUGCCUUUGAGGGAGAGCUCUGCUUGCAGUGGGGGGAAAGGGAUGAAGGAUGGAGCCUUUGGAGCCAGCUGGGGAGGGCUGCCUUGGUGGGAUGCCAGGGCAGGAUGCAGCCCUCCUCCCCCCACUGGAGCAGGCAGUCGAGGGGCUGUGUCCCCUGGGAGCGUGUGAGUGAACCAGGAAAUGCGGUGCUCUGCUGUUCCUUGGUGGUGGGGUUUUGUAGCUGCUCUGACACGGAAUGUCACCGCUCAUUGAAGAGUAGCAUCCUUCCUCUGCCACCAGUGUCUGCGCGGGAGCAGCGAGGGAGAAGGUUCUUUGCACUUCCACCGAUUUAUCAUAUGCAAGGAGGGUAAACUGGUUUUUAAAUCACUGGCCGAAGCACAAGUUAGCUCCAAUCUUAGUUGUAUUCCUCGUUGUUUUCUCACUGCUCUCCAGCCUCCGAAGCUGGCAGCCUGAGCACCAUGGUGCCCCCAGGUUGUACCCCGCGAGGGGCUCGGUGCUCCCACAGCCCCGUGCGCCCCCUCGGUCCCUGUCAGCUGUUGUACCCCGCACGCAGCGUUGCUGAGCAGAUGUGUGCUUGAUACAGGUGAUUAAUAAACGAUGCUUCAGUACGAA
Molecule: messenger RNA, 5245 nt
Organism: Falco peregrinus (peregrine falcon)
Lineage: Eukaryota; Metazoa; Chordata; Aves; Falconiformes; Falconidae
Gene: UHMK1
Product: U2AF homology motif kinase 1
Exons: 8
Coding region: 117-1394 (425 amino acids)
Biological process (GO): peptidyl-serine phosphorylation; positive regulation of translational initiation; regulation of protein export from nucleus
Cellular component (GO): nucleus; neuronal ribonucleoprotein granule
Molecular function (GO): RNA binding; protein serine/threonine kinase activity; ATP binding
Source: RefSeq, a predicted model, not a curated record